AUGAUCAGGACAAGUUUGUACACUUUCAGUUUCACAGCUGAGAUGGAUUCAAAUUCAAUUACUAUAAAAAGAAAUAGCAGCUUAGACCACAAACAGCAUACUACGUUCCUUGUCCAAAUGAGUAAUGCUAAUUAUAGCAUUUCAAGAUCCAUUCAACUCUCCAUCUAUGUUGGAAUGUCAGACUGCCAGGAGGAUCAAAAAGAUCAAUCACAGUCAAUCAAAUUUGAAAAUCUUUUACAUUCAUCCAAAAGUUGAAUCUCCUUUGAACAACCAUCAUUAUGUUGACAACAAUUGCAGAUGAUCAUCCACUGGAAACUACAGCUGAUGUGAGAAGGAAAGCCAUUGAUGACUGGCUUCCAAUCACUUCCUCAAGGAAUGCCAAAUGGUGGUACUCUGCCUUCCACAAUGUUACUGCCAUGGUUCGUGCUUGUGUCCUUAGCCUUCCCUAUGCUAUGGCUCAUCUUGGAUGUAAUCGGACUGGACCGAACUGAACUGAACAUGGACAUAUAGAAGGGCAUUUCUGUUAUAACGGCAAAGGAGGAAGGGUAUAAUAGACCAACAGACAACCCCCGAAGUCCCUAAUUUAUCACUCGCAAGCAGCGUUUUCCCGCCAUUUUUUGCAUUUGCCCUCCCAGUUCUCUUCAACUUACAGGAAACCCUAGAGAGAGAUCGAGAACAUCAUGGAAGUGGAGAUUAAAGAAGAAUUCCACAAAAUUGGAUUCAUGCUAGACAACGAAGAAGAAAUUCUCAAGAAAUCUUUGACUUUUAGGCCUUACAUUCUGUAUAAAUUACAAUCUCAAGCCAUCAGAUCUUGUUUCUAGCUGGGAGGUUUACUAUCUUAACAGGCAAUUAGAUGAAUCAACGGUGCAAAAUUCUGAAAUGGAUGGAUUUUUAUUGCACUUGCAGACUGAACAGAAAGAAGCAGUUCUUAGAGAGGAACAUAAUUUGCACGUCUACUCUAGCAAAGAUGUUGACAUGAUUUUGAACGAUGAGGAGGAAGAUUUGAAAGAAGUAAUUCCUGGAACUCCAACAGACAAGACUCUAAGACUUGAUUCAGAACCAUUUGAUUCUACAGUCAAAUCAAAUGCAAAUGGUUAUUCCUCUGGAAAGCCAUCAAAGCAUGUGACACCCUUUGGACUACGAACUGAUAAGUUUGUGGUCAAAUUCAACAUCAAUAAUCUGCCUGAUACAGAGAAUGGUGACACUGAGCAUGCUAAUGAGAAUCUUGAGGAUGAUAUUAUCAAGAGAGUGCAUCCCGCCAAGAAGUGUUCCUUAGUAUUCCAUGGAUCUGGGCCGGAACCAGGUUGCAGGUUCAUGUAUGACAGGAUUGAAGACAGGUUUAAUGCACUUGAGAACCGCAUCAGAAGGCAUGCAGCUGUGCUUUCUUCUUCUGGACUCUAUGAGGAACCAAUGGACCCUACAAUUGCCUCACAGAGAAAUGUGUUUGCUGUUGGAAUGAUCUGUUGUGAUGGAGAAGGUCAUUUGAAUGAGAAGUCAAUCUUGUUGCAAAGCAGUGUUGAGCAUUCUGGAGGACAGUGUGUUCGUUUGGACUUGCAUAACUUGAGCCAGUUCUCCAUUUUCCCAGGACAGAUUGUAGGUGUUGAAGGUCACAAUCCCAGUGGACAUUGUUUAAUUGCUUCAAAAGUGGUAGAUUAUGUUCCUUUGUUAGCUUCUCCUGAUGAGGAUUUGCACCCUGCAAAGAAGCAAGCUGUGGAUCAGGAAAUUCAAGCAACUGAGUCCACCUAUACACAAGGAGAGAUAUCAACGCUUAUUGCUUCUGGGCCUUUUACCACAACAGACAACUUAUUGUUUGAGCCUCUGACAGAAUUGUUGGCAUAUGCAACCAGAAAGCUACCACAGUUGCUUAUACUCCUGGGACCAUUUGUUGAUUCUGAACAUCCAGAGAUUAAGAAAGGAACUGUAGAUAGGAGCUUUGAUGAGAUAUUUCAUAUGGAGAUUCUCAGAAGGUUGCAAGACUACGUGGAAUAUUCAGGCCCCGAAGCACAAGUGUUAAUUGUGCCAUCUACACGGGAUGCUCACCAUGAUUUUGUUUUCCCUCAGCCUGCUUUUGAAAUUCAUCCACCCAGUCUUAAACAUCAGAUAACCAGUCUCAGGAAUCCAGGAGUAUUUUCAGCAAAUCAGGUCAGAGUAGGUUGCUGCACUGCAGAUAUUCUGAGACAGCUUAGUGGAGAGGAGUUGUCACGAAAUCCAAAAGAUGGAACACCAAUUGAUCGAAUGAGUAGACUUGCAAGCCAUAUUCUUAGCCAGUGCAGCUUUUAUCCAUUAUAUCCACCAGCAGAAGAUAUUCCACUGGAUUUUUCGCUUGCUUCAGAAGCACUUCAUAUCUCCUCAAUUCCUGAAAUUCUUAUCCUACCUUCAGACAUGAAAUACUUUAUAAAGGUACUGUACCUGAGUGGAGGAAGUGAAGGAGAAGAGCAUAUGAAAUGCAUUUGUAUAAACCCAGGAAGAUUGGCCAAGGGAGAAGGUGGGGGCACUUUUGUAGAGCUUAAUUACCAAGGGAGUGCUGACAGGAUGAAUGCUUCUGUCAUAGGCAUAUGAACUCUGGAGAGAAAUUCUCCAAGGAAUAUUUUAAUUUGGCAGCUGGCUCUUAAUGAGAAUUAAAAAUUUGACAUACCAACUGUUAAACUUAGUGAGUUCCAAAACACCAUCCAUUGGAGUAGAUUUGCAUCAGUGUAUAGUUCCGCCAAGUGAACAGGCUUUGUUUUCUUUAUUUACUGGUAACCUCAUGAUCAAUAUUUUUCUUUUUGUAAAAUUUGUACUUGUAAUUUGCUAUUCA
Molecule: messenger RNA, 2797 nt
Organism: Manihot esculenta (cassava)
Lineage: Eukaryota; Viridiplantae; Streptophyta; Magnoliopsida; Malpighiales; Euphorbiaceae
Product: DNA polymerase alpha subunit B
Exons: 17
Coding region: 880-2559 (559 amino acids)
Biological process (GO): DNA replication initiation; DNA replication
Cellular component (GO): alpha DNA polymerase:primase complex
Molecular function (GO): DNA binding
Source: RefSeq, a predicted model, not a curated record